AUGUUCCAACCAAUCAACUUCGAAAUAUUGAGAGCCAUCAUCUUAAUAGGCCCAGUCACCAAGCUCACUCCUAUCAAACUAGUCCGAUUGUUUCCUCCGGCAACUGUUGAGGAAAUGAUUGAUGAUCUGCAGGUCCGGUACAAUCACCUCAUCCAGCAACGUCCCGAGUCCAACCCAACCGAAGUCUGUGAAGUAAAAUACAUGCCUACAGUUAUGAUUCGUGCGGAUGGCCAAGACGAGGUUGCAUUGGAUCCGAACGAACAAGAGACCUUCAUGAAGAAACUUUACGAGAUGGGAAUGAGGCACGCGGCGACUUUUCCAGGAUCCGGCAAGAACCAAUUUGCGCAGACGUCCCGCCGGACUGGGCACACCCGAGUUAUCGAGUUUGAAUGGCGCAGAGAACUAGACGGCCGUAUUUUUGCUAAAAAUGACUAA
Messenger RNA from Puccinia triticina, 435 nucleotides. RefSeq lists its product as uncharacterized. Lineage: Eukaryota; Fungi; Basidiomycota; Pucciniomycetes; Pucciniales; Pucciniaceae. The coding region runs from base 1 to 435 and encodes 144 amino acids. The record is from RefSeq and is a predicted model, not a curated record. The transcript is spliced from 2 exons.